Messenger RNA from Lottia gigantea (owl limpet), 336 nucleotides. RefSeq lists its product as hypothetical. The annotation marks the transcript as partial. The transcript has a single exon. NCBI's taxonomy places the organism in Eukaryota, Metazoa, Mollusca, Gastropoda, Lottiidae. The record is from RefSeq and is a predicted model, not a curated record.
GAAGAGAAACCUAAACAAGAAGCUCCUAAAUUCAUUGUUUCCUUAGAAACAGUGGAGAUCAAGGAAGGAGAAAAGGCCAAAUUUUACUGUAAAGCUACUGGUGUACCUAAACCUGAACUAAUCUGGUAUAAAAAUGAUAAAAUAAUCUCUGAAGAUGAUAAACAUUUUACCAUAGAGUUUGGUGAAGAUACUGACUCUACAUUGAUUAUCGUUGACGUCCAUCCACAAGAUGAUGGAACUUAUUCCUGCGAGGCUAAAAAUCCUGUUGGUACCGAUAAAUGUAAAGCUGAACUUUUCGUUGAAGGUAAUUAUCAUUUGCUUUGUCCAAUCUCUUAG